Pungitius pungitius (ninespine stickleback) is the source of this 1319-nucleotide messenger RNA. RefSeq lists its product as uncharacterized. The transcript is spliced from 4 exons. NCBI's taxonomy places the organism in Eukaryota, Metazoa, Chordata, Actinopteri, Perciformes, Gasterosteidae. Bases 234 to 932 code for a protein of 232 amino acids. The record is from RefSeq and is a predicted model, not a curated record.
GGUCGCAGUGGAGAAUUCACGGGGAAAUUUAGCCGCUGCCUGGGGGAGUUUCCAUGGCAGCGGAGGCGGAGUAACACUGAAGGGUUUGGUUUGCAAGUGAGGGCUCGUGGUCUCGAUCGGUACCAGUAGGCUGUGGAAAGUGUUUGUACAGCAGUACACGUAGUGUCAUAAACGUCGUGUGGACUAAACUAAGAGCUUUGCUCCUGUUAUUUUCUCUACAACAACAAAGAACUAUGACGUUUCUGGAGCUGAGGGACUCCAACAGUCGCUUCAGGUUUUCUCAGUCCUGUCUGGGGUUGUCCGGUUGCCUGUGUGUCUGCUACGCAGUCUGGACACCCUUCUGGCUGAAGGACAGGGGACUCUGGACAGAGUGGAAUAACACUAAAAGUGACCAGACGAACACUAAAGAUGGCAUUUUCUUCAACGUGCUGGAAGCAGACAGAGUCUUCGGAGUGCUGUCCUUCCUCAUGGCCGUGAGCACCGGUGUGUUGUGCCUGGUGUUCGCCCUCUGCUGGAGAUCUGAGACGGUGCACUCCUACUCCAACACGCGCUCCCUCCUCAUGGCAGGACAAGCCCUCUACCCCUCAACGCUCCUGUUGCUCACCAUGGGCUCCACGGGAUUCUUUUUCCUCCUCAGCUGGUCUCUUUUUACCUAUCAGCACCGGGAAGAAAUCCGUCAAGACUUUUCCAGCCUGGGCUCCUCCUAUUGGCUAGGAGCUUUAGGUUGGGUCCUGCUGUUGGUCCUGGAGAUGAUCGUCUUUGUAGCCGAGCAAGCUGUUGUGCCUGACAUCCUGCCGGACUUGGAGAGGGCCAUGGAGUCGUGUCGGAUUUCCCAUCAAAAGAAGGCCCCAAACCGCUCCUUCAGCAAUGGCUAUUACCCUUGUAACAGCAAAAGAAACAUGGCUCACAAGAGCCUCGGUUCGAGUGCAUAAGCAAGGACAUGACCGGGGAAAACACAUAAGAGCCCACAGACUCAAUGAGAAACCAGCAAUUAUUCACUGCUUCAUAGCUCGGUGCUGUACAAGCAGAGUGAAUACAGAUGAACUGUGAACAGAGUUUUUGCCAGAGGAAUUAAGUCUGAAUCCUGGAAAUACUUUGGACUGAAGCAUCCAGUAUCCCAAAGACCUGAUGCUCAAUGUCCAGGUUGUCAUCAGUACGAAGUGACUUAAAAGAUAAAAGACUAAACAUUUCAGUGGUUGCUGUAAUAUAGUGGUUGAAUGUUAAAACAGCGCCGUAUUGUGUGUGUGUGACACUAUUGAUGGACCUCAACAAAAGAAAAGUACGUUUUUUUUUCCAUGUAUAUGGACGUUGACAUUAUU